AUGGACAGCAAUUCAGACUCUGAUUACACCGAAAGACAGACUAAACGCAGAAAACAUGAUAAGAAAACUGGCGGUCAGUUUGUCUGUGAUCUCAAGGGAUGCGGAAGAAUAUUUAACGCAAGAAUUAGUCUCAUUUCACAUAAACGUUCGCAUUUGGGACUCACCUAUCGGUGCCAUGUCUUGGGCUGUGGACGCAAAUACAAGAACAGAAAAUGUUUUAUUAACCACAAGCGGAUCCACUCGAGUCGGACCUAUCGGUGCGAUGUCGUCGACUGUCGGUCAGUGUUCGCCACUAAAGCCUAUUUAAUACUACAUAAGAGGCGAAGACAU
Messenger RNA from Medioppia subpectinata, 330 nucleotides. The record is from the annotation of a GenBank genome assembly. Lineage: Eukaryota; Metazoa; Arthropoda; Arachnida; Sarcoptiformes; Oppiidae.